AUGGAAAAGGAGAUCGAUGAACCGACAUCUAACAACAGUCAGGGGAGCCGAGGCUCUCACGGAUCUCAGCAAGGAGCACCUAAUCCGUAUAAAAAGGACUUGAAACCAUACACACGUCCCGUCGCACAUGAUCGGAGGACCCGGGCACCUAAAGCCUUUGAGAGGAAGGACUCUCGAGGCUCGGAUGCGACCUACCAGAAGGCACUCGAAGCAGUGUCAGGUCAGGAGAGCUCCAGCGACGACCGGAAACGAUCUCCCGCGUCUGCGGCGGGAAGCAGCGAGGUGAACCAGCAGGUCACCAAAGAAGGAACGAGCUCACAACGAGCUAAGGAGGUGGAUGCGACAUCACAAAAGGAUGUCAAGAUCAGCCCUGCCACGUCGGAGCAGGUCAAAGAUGCCAAUCUGGCCGAACCAGACCUCAUUGAACAGUCACAAGAUGAGAAGCUUGAUGAGCUGAAGCUGGACGGCAUCUCACUCAACGAUGACGUCACAAUAGAAGAUUUGUUCGAGAGUCCAAUGCAGUUUGAUGAGAUGAUGCGAAAUCAGAAGUUCACCAAUGAAGAAUCGUACCUCACUGAUGAUGAGACCCACGUCAAACCUGAAGAGGCAGAUCAGGAGUUACAAACGUCACUGGAAGAUAAAGAAUGCCAGUUACUCCAGAAGAAACAGGAAUACCAGAAGCGGAUAAGCUCACUCGAAACUCACGUAUACGAGAUGGAGCAACAACAGGGCAUUCUGGAAAAUACGGCAACCGAAUGGAAGAUCAGAUAUGAACGCCAAAAGGAGCUCGCCGAAGAAGCCCAGAAGGUGGCUGAUGAUAAAGAAGUUGAAAAGUUCAUCGCCGUGGAUGAGCUCAAUGAGAGCAUGUCUGAAGAAUCAGCUGAGAGAUCACGGCACAUAGCUGAAUUGAAGGAUCAGUGUGAUGAGCUUCGCAAGAAGGCGAACGAAGCAGAAUCUAAACGGAACGACUAUGCGAUCAAGUUAGCCGAGGCCACACAACGAUUGGCAACGAUGUCAACAGAUAUGCUCAAGCUCAGAAACGAUCUGAAGCUGCGGGACGAGAACAUUGUCACCCUCAAAAGCGAGUCACAAGCUCAUCAGAAACGAGCUGAUGAAGCACUUCAGGUGGCAAAGGAGCUCACAGAGCUCGGAGCAACUGAAGGGGAACGACUAAAAGCAGGAAUCAAAGAAGUAAAUGAAGAAAACGAGAAGCUCACAGAAGAAGUCAAGGAAUUGACAUCGGAAAGUCAUAAGUGGCGAACUCAAGCGCUCCGGCUGGACACAAUG
This is a messenger RNA of Paramacrobiotus metropolitanus, 1287 nucleotides long. Its product is annotated as myosin heavy chain, cardiac muscle isoform-like. The annotation marks the transcript as partial. The transcript has 2 exons. The record is from RefSeq and is a predicted model, not a curated record. Lineage: Eukaryota; Metazoa; Tardigrada; Eutardigrada; Parachela; Macrobiotidae.